This is a messenger RNA of Electrophorus electricus (electric eel), 3618 nucleotides long. RefSeq names its product arginyl aminopeptidase like 1 (gene rnpepl1). Gene Ontology annotation, biological process: proteolysis. The record is from RefSeq and is a predicted model, not a curated record. Gene Ontology annotation, molecular function: zinc ion binding; metalloaminopeptidase activity. Lineage: Eukaryota; Metazoa; Chordata; Actinopteri; Gymnotiformes; Gymnotidae.
ACAGCGCGAGGCAAGUCUCCUCCCUCCGUAAAGAACGUUCCUUCGGUAUGGAGCGAGGGACUGUCGCCAGGCGACACGGAAACCGUCACGCUCGGGCGUUACGUCGUGCAAGCAAGUUUUUUUGUACACGACAAUGGACUUGUAAAAGGAUCAUGAACGACUGCAUAGUCAACACGGUAUCAGAUUCGUUUUCUGGAUACCUCUUCCUUCUACGUUCACGUGUCCCGCAAUAUAUUCGAGACACUUGUUUUUAGAGACGUUAAUGAGCCUCUUUACUUGAAGCAGUCGGAUCCGUCGCAGAUCCGUAGUAUUCGGAGUAAUGUUGCGGCGCUUUGACUGUUUUGAUUUCGGAUGCUCAAAGCGGUGCCGUUGCUGCCCGGUAUUUCGAGGUGCGACCGAACCGGGACGAGCAAACCUUGGAUUGUCUCUGCAGCGCCCCCCUGCAGCUCGAAAACUUUACCCUCUCGGAGUGAUUUCCUCCCCUGUUUUUACUUCCUGUUUUCUAAGGGAGUCACUUAACAUUGAUCUUUUCAUUUGGGCUUUACUCGUUGGAUUUUAUUUUCCCUUAGUUUCAUUACCAAACCAUUAGCUCACGCGAGAGUUUAGUGGAAACCGACGGCUCGCGAGUCAUAUACGUUCUGCUACAUUUUUAAAUGGAGCUUGAAAUGCUGAACUUACGUGUAUUCACUGCCCCGAUGGAUUUUACAUAGUUGUUGUUUUUUUUGCUGUUUGUGGCUCGCUGUUUUUCAUUUAUUGGAAUAUAUCUGCAUCCAGUUUUCUAUUUAGCAGGCCGAUUUUGACCGCUCAUUUUCUAUAAAACGACAAUGUAACAACUCUUUAGGAACUUCACCGAAUCAAAUUCUGUGUCGCGCGCUUGCAUUUGUGGCGUUAUUUUCGUGUAACUUUAACUUUUAAUUCAUAUAUUCCUGAAGAUUACAAUGGCCGAACUCCAGCGUCCAACGCUUUGUUGCUGUCGAAAAGUGCUGACGGUGCCCAGCAAGUCGUGUGAAGGCGGCCGGGCUUUGGGACAUUGUCGCCUCAUUGACGUUGCCUCCGCGUCCAACUUCCACAGCUUCAAACUCCGACAUUUCCACCUCGACCUCAACAUCAACUUUGCCGUUAAAAGGAUGACGGGGUGGCAAGUUCUUGAACUCGUGCCCAUACAUCCUGGUAUACAAGCCCUCAUUUUGGACACCCACCCGUCUUUAUUAAUUCAUUCCAUUGACUGUAAGGUUCCCGGGGCGUCCGGUGUCCCUGAUCUUUUCCUCCCCCUCACUUACCGAGUGGAGCCGUUUACUGACUACGGCUCCUCUCUCAAUAUUACUCUACCUGCUGCCGUGAAUCGGCCGCACCGGGCUUUCCGGAUCACCAUCCGCUACACUACGACAGACGGCCCUGCGAUCUGGUGGCUGGACACAGAGCUAACGUGUGGUCAAACGAAACCACUGGUCUUCACUCAGGGUCACUCUGUGUGUAAUCGCUCCUUUUUCCCCUGCUUUGACACGCCGGCUGUCAAGAGCACCUACUCCGCCACUGUCAGGGUUCCAGAUGGAGUGACAGUGUUGAUGAGUGCUUCCAGAAGUGUAUACUCUAAGCAGGACCGACUCUUUCAGUUCUCCAUGGAGAACCCUGUCCCAGCCUAUCUGGUAGCACUGGUGGCUGGAGACCUCCAGCAUACUGACAUUGGACCCCGGAGCCGUGUGUGGGCCGAGCCCUGUAUUCUCACCUGCGCCGUCAGUAAGCUAGGGGGCAGCGUGGAGCGCUGCCUCAAUGUAGCUGAGGAGCUUUUUGGGCCCUACGUGUGGGGAAGGUACGACAUCGUGUUCCUGCCCCCCUCCUUCCCCAUCGUGGCAAUGGAGAACCCGUGCCUCACCUUCAUCAUCUCAUCCAUCCUGGAGAGUCAGGAGUUUCUGCUCAUCGACGUCAUCCAUGAGAUCGCCCAUGGCUGGUUCGGCAAUGCCGUCACCAAUGCCACCUGGGAGGAGAUGUGGCUGAGCGAAGGGCUGGCCACUUACGCACAGAGACGCAUCACAAUGGUGGCUUAUGGGGAGGCCUUCACCUGCCUCGAGACCGUCUUCCGACUGGAUGCACUGCACAGACAGAUGCGGCUCUUGGGAGACAACAGCCCAGUAAGCAAGCUGCAAGCCAAGUUUGAACCAGGAGUUAACCCCAGCAGUCUCAUGAACCUGUUCACCUAUGAGAAAGGCUUCUGCUUUGUCUCAUACCUCUCCCAGCUGUGUGGUGACAUCAAGAAAUUUGACACGUUUCUCAAGGCCUACAUCGAGCAGUUCAGGUUCAGCAGUGUGGUUGCUAAGGACUUGCUUGAUUUCUUCCUGGGCUUCUUCCCUGAGCUGAAGGACAGCUGUGCAGCACAGCGUGAGGGACUGGAAUUUGAGCGCUGGCUGACUGACUGCGGCCCACCCUUGUGUGAGCCAGAUCUCUCGGCUGGCGGAGCCCUGACCGGGCCUGUCCAGCGCCUCUGCGACCUCUGGGGCAUGGAACCCCCCGACCCCCAUGCCAUCACGGCCUUUGAUCUCUCCACCUGGAGCACCUUCCAGACGGUCCUGUUCCUGGACCGACUACUAGAUCGCUCACCUCUGCCCCAAGGGGUGAUGAGUCUUCUGUCUGGCUGCUACUCGGCACUGCUGGAUCAAAUGAAUGCGGAGGUACAGAUCCGCUGGCUACAGAUCGUGGUGCGGAACGCCUUCUAUCCGGACCUGCACCGAGUUCGCAACUUCCUGCAUAAACAUACCUCGCGCAUGUACACAGUACCUCUGUAUGAAGACCUGUGCGGAGGGGUGAUGAAGUGCUUUGCCGUGGAGGUUUUUUACCAGACGCAGGCCCGUCUGCAUCCCAACCUGCGCAAAACCCUGCAGCAAAUCCUGUUCCAAACCGGCUCUGUGAGCACCUCCGCCGCCCCGCCACUCCUUGAACUGCCCCCCUCCGCCCCAUCCCCACCCACAGACCCGCCAGCCAACGGGGCCAUAGCCCUGCGUGACGUCAACGUGUCAGCGUGAGAGUGCGGACAGCUGCUAGGGACAGUGCGCAGAAGGGUGGAGAUGUAAAGGAAGAAAUGAACUAAGAAACAGGGGCUACGUGAGUUGAAUGUGGAGAAACUGGACACAACUUGAACUUACAGGCUGAGACUGGAUGGCAGAAGUGCAUGGAAGACGCAUUGCGUGUGUGCGUGUGCGCGCGCGUGUGCGUGCGCGCGCGCGCGCGUGUGUGUGUGCGUGUGUAUGUAUAUACUCUUACACUGGGAUUUUCUAUUUAAUAGUAUGUUGACUCAAGCUGCUCAGGUUUGUGGAAUUAAAUGGUUAUGGAUCAUGAUUUUUGAUGGUUUAUAUGCCAUGACCCAAGUGUAUGUGUGUUUGAGAGGGCAUAUGAGAGAGACUAGUUUGUAUUUUUACAUACUGUUGCAAGAAAAUGUUUAAGCUGUUUUAUGUUAAGUAAGUCUAUUUUGUCUAUUAUGUCCAUUUUAACUUACUUGAAGAUCAGAACACCUUUAUACAAGUAAUGAAUGCAGAAAUCCUGGUAAUUCCAAAGGAUCUGCAAGUCCAUUUCUUGCAGUUGUAUGUUCGUGCACAUGAAUGUGCGGAAUACAGAUUGCCAUCUGUU